Lagenorhynchus albirostris (white-beaked dolphin) is the source of this 1306-nucleotide messenger RNA. It is a transcript of the gene NEUROD1, whose product is annotated as neuronal differentiation 1. Gene Ontology annotation, molecular function: protein dimerization activity. Gene Ontology annotation, biological process: nervous system development; regulation of DNA-templated transcription. The coding region runs from base 147 to 1217 and encodes 356 amino acids. NCBI's taxonomy places the organism in Eukaryota, Metazoa, Chordata, Mammalia, Artiodactyla, Delphinidae. The transcript has 2 exons. The record is from RefSeq and is a predicted model, not a curated record.
AUCACCAACUCGGCUAUAUAACCUGAGCGCCCGCGCCGCCUGGACACGAGGAAUUCGCCCCACGCAGAAGGCACGGCGUCCGGAGGCCCCAGGGUUAUGAGACCGUCACUGCUCAGGACUUACUAACAACUACAGGAAACCUAAACAUGACCAAAUCGUACAGCGAGAGUGGGCUGAUGGGAGAGCCUCAGCCGCAGGGUCCUCCGAGCUGGACAGACGAAUGUCUUAGUUCUCAGGACGAGGAGCACGAGACAGACAAAAAGGAGGACGACCUCGAAGCCAUGAACGCGGAAGAGGACUCAUUGAGGAACGGGGGAGAGGAGGAGGAAGAAGAGGAGGAUCUGGAAGAGGAGGAAGAAGAGGAAGAGGAGGACGAUGAUCAAAAGCCUAAGAGACGCGGCCCCAAAAAGAAGAAGAUGACCAAGGCGCGCCUGGAGCGUUUUAAGCUGAGACGCAUGAAAGCUAACGCCCGGGAGCGGAACCGCAUGCAUGGGCUGAACGCGGCGCUGGACAACCUGCGCAAGGUAGUGCCCUGCUACUCCAAGACACAGAAGCUGUCCAAAAUCGAGACACUGCGCUUGGCCAAAAACUAUAUCUGGGCUCUGUCGGAGAUUCUGCGUUCCGGCAAAAGCCCUGACCUGGUCUCCUUUGUACAGACCCUCUGCAAGGGCUUAUCCCAGCCCACCACCAACCUGGUUGCCGGCUGCCUGCAGCUCAAUCCUCGGACUUUUCUGCCUGAGCAGAACCAGGACAUGCCUCCGCACCUGCCGACUGCCAGCGCUUCUUUCCCGGUGCACCCCUACUCCUACCAGUCUCCGGGGCUGCCAAGCCCGCCCUACGGCACCAUGGACAGCUCCCAUGUCUUCCAUGUCAAGCCGCCGCCGCAUGCCUACAGCGCAGCGCUCGAGCCCUUCUUUGAGAGCCCUCUGACUGAUUGCACCAGCCCUUCCUUUGACGGACCCCUCAGUCCGCCGCUCAGCAUCAAUGGCAACUUCUCUUUCAAACACGAACCGUCCGCCGAGUUUGAGAAAAAUUAUGCCUUUACCAUGCACUAUCCUGCAGCGACCCUGGCAGGGGCCCAAAGCCACGGAUCAAUCUUCUCGGGCGCCGCUGCCCCUCGCUGUGACAUCCCUAUAGACAAUAUUAUGUCCUUCGAUAGCCAUUCACAUCAUGAGCGAGUCAUGAGUGCCCAGCUCAAUGCCAUCUUUCACGAUUAGAGGCACGUCAGUUUCACCGUCCCUGGGAAACGAACCCACUGUGCUUACAGUGACUGUCGUGUUUACAAAAGGCAGCCCUUUGGGUACUA